Insectozyma verbasci is the source of this 396-nucleotide messenger RNA. The record is from the annotation of a GenBank genome assembly. NCBI's taxonomy places the organism in Eukaryota, Fungi, Ascomycota, Pichiomycetes, Serinales, Debaryomycetaceae.
AUGUAUAUAUCAGAUAUUGAUGUUAAGGAUAAAAUUUUACAAGUUUGUUCGGGGUUGAAAAAUUUUAUACCAUUAGAUCAAAUGAUUAAUAGGAGAGUUGUUGUGGUUACUAAUAUGAAAACUAAAAAAUUACGUGGUGAAAAAUCAAUGGGGAUGAUAUUAGCUGCUGAAAAGGAAACUGUAAAAUUAAUUAACCCACCAAAUUGUGAAAUUGGUGAACGAUUAUAUUUUGAUUAUACUGAAGUUGAACCAACAAAAUUGAAAAUUGAAAUUUGGAAGAUGAUACAACCUAAAUUAAGAACAAGAGAAGGUAAAGUAUAUUUUGAAGAUAUUCCAUUACAAUCUAAAGAUGGUCAAUUUGCAACUGUUGAUUUAGAUAAUGCAGAAGUUAAAUAA